Racocetra persica is the source of this 528-nucleotide messenger RNA. The record is from the annotation of a GenBank genome assembly. NCBI's taxonomy places the organism in Eukaryota, Fungi, Glomeromycota, Glomeromycetes, Diversisporales, Gigasporaceae.
GAGGUUGAAACAAGGCAUAGGAGAGGUUCUGAAUCAAGUACAUCAUCAGUAGUUAGAAGGAUGGAAAAACAUAGUAUCCAAUCUCAAGAUUUGCCAAAAAUUAUAGAAGAAGAAAUAUCAGAUGUAGAUGAUAAUGAAGACAGUGAAGGUAAUUGUACAAUAGACCAAAGCAUUAUCUCUUUAGAAAAAGAAUCCUGUAAAAGAUCUAGUAAAGAUGCUCCUAAAAAUAAAUUAUCUAGUAAGAAAGUAAAGACUAAAGAUAGAAAUAUAUCUAUGUUAAAAAAACUUAUUGAGGAGCUAAAAUUGCCAAGCUCUUCAACAAGUAAACGAAUUGAAAGUGUGAAUCAAGAAAUUAUUAUAUGCUAUUUUGCUUUUGGAAAAAAGCUUAAGAAAAGGUUAGCCAAGUUUAUGAAAGCUAAUAAAGAGUAUAGAUCUCAGAGAAAACUUUAUGAAGAAGUUGAAAAACAGCUCCCAUCUAACUUCUCAAAAAAAUUAUUAAGAAGUGCAAAAGAUGAUGGAAAAGGAUAG